Messenger RNA from Anoplophora glabripennis (Asian longhorned beetle), 993 nucleotides. RefSeq names its product slit homolog 3 protein. Gene Ontology annotation, molecular function: protein binding. The record is from RefSeq and is a predicted model, not a curated record. Gene Ontology annotation, cellular component: plasma membrane. Bases 59 to 919 code for a protein of 286 amino acids. Lineage: Eukaryota; Metazoa; Arthropoda; Insecta; Coleoptera; Cerambycidae. The transcript has 2 exons.
CACAACUUGUUCAUUUAAUUGCUUAACAUUAAGCUAACUUGGGUUGAAUGAAAGAACUAUGAAUAUUUUAAAUAUAUUACUCGUAAUUGUUUCCAUUAAAUCGUCUCGUCAGUGGUGUAGAUCCACUGUGGGUUUUACGACCUGCGGAAAUGAAAAAUUGACGGAAAACAAUCCGUUAAGGAUAGCAGAUUACAAACAUCUGUUGGAAUUUGAGGGUGGGUAUUUGGAAGAAAUCCCGACCGGGUCAUUUAAAUUGCUGCCAGAGGUGAAUAUUCUGCACAUAAGCAACAACCACGUAAAAACCAUCGAAAAAGGCGCUUUCGACGGCCUGCAGCAGUUGCAGAAACUAAUUUUGUAUAACAACGAGCUGAGAGUUGUAAAUCAAGGGGUAUUUAGAAACUGCAGAAAACUGAAGUCCUUGGAUUUAGGUCAGAACGAAAUAAGUGACGUGGAAACUAACGCAUUUGCCGAUCUACCGAGUUUGGAAGAACUUAAUUUGGGAUUUAAUAAUUUACUAACCGUUCCCACCGAUGUAAAUAAAAUAAAAUCUUUACUAUCUCUAAAGCUCAACAAUAAUAAACUUAGUUCCUUGGACGCGAACGCUUUUAAUAAUUUAAAUAAGUUGGAAGUUCUUGAUUUAAGUGAUAAUCAAAUUAGAGCCAUACCGAACAGUGCCUUAGCGGGGUUGAGUAAGUUGAAAGAAUUAAAUCUGAAAUCUAAUUACAUAAGCAACUUAAAUGUGCAAAACGUUUUAAGUGACUUAAGGACUCUUGCUGUUGUAAAAUUGUCCAUAAACUCCUUUAAUUGUCGGGAUUUAAAUUCGAUUAUAAACGCUUUUGGGAGGAAGGGGGUGGAAGUCGCCAAGGGGUUUUCUAAAUCACAGGACCAAAUCAACGGCAUCGGGUGUAAAAGAAUAUAGAAAUUUAAAAUGAUCUCCACUAUUAUGUACCUAGUAAUAACAUAAUUAUAAUAUAUACGUAUGUUCCAUUGUUA